This is a messenger RNA of Manis pentadactyla (Chinese pangolin), 5256 nucleotides long. It is a transcript of the gene CUL4B, whose product is annotated as cullin 4B. Gene Ontology annotation, cellular component: Cul4B-RING E3 ubiquitin ligase complex. The transcript has 20 exons. Lineage: Eukaryota; Metazoa; Chordata; Mammalia; Pholidota; Manidae. Gene Ontology annotation, molecular function: ubiquitin protein ligase binding. The coding region runs from base 437 to 3121 and encodes 894 amino acids. Gene Ontology annotation, biological process: DNA damage response; ubiquitin-dependent protein catabolic process; protein ubiquitination. The record is from RefSeq and is a predicted model, not a curated record.
UCCCCUCUUGUGCUAUUGACAAUAACAAGCCCCGGUUCUCUUCCCCCCUCCCCCCAACCACGGCGUCUCCCCUCCCGGAGAGAGGGAGAAAAGGAGGAGGAGCUGCAGUCUCAGACUUACUGUGUCGCUUCUGCAGAAAGCGGGGAGAGAGACCGAAAAGCAGGGGACGGGGACGGCGGGGCCGUUUACCUGUCUGCCUCCUCAUUCGCUCUCCCCCCUCGUUCUGCUCACUCCUGGUGUCAGCCUAUCCGCCUUACCAAACCCUCCCAUUUCCCCGGUGUAGCCCCCCGCUUCACUUUCCUUCUCGUCCUCUGUGUUUCUCCUCUCUUCUCUCAUCCCUUCCCCCUCUAAGCAUUGCCACCUUCUCUCCUACACGCGCGCAGGCAUAUAAACGUAGGUUUUUGAUGCUCCUUUGCCUGUUGACCCCGCUAUUUUCAUGUUUCCAACAGGUUUUUCUUCCCCCAAUCCCUCAGCUGCUGCUGCUGCUGCUCAGGAGGUCAGAGCUGCCACUGAUGGUAAUACCAGCACCACUCCGCCCACCUCUGCCAAGAAGAGAAAGUUAAACAGCAGCAGCAGUAGCAGCAGUAACAGUAGUAACGAGAGAGAAGACUUUGAUUCCUCCUCUUCCACUUCUCCUUUACAACCCAGGGAUUCGGCAUCCCCUUCAACCUCGUCCUUCUGCCUGGGGGUUUCAGUGGCUACUUCCAGCCACGCACCGGUACAGAAGAAGCUGCGUUUUGAAGACACCCUGGAGUUUGUAGGGUUUGAUGCGAAGAUGGCUGAGGAAUCCUCGUCCUCCUCCUCUUCGUCUUCACCAACUGCUGCAACAUCUCAGCAGCAGCAACUUAAAAAUAAGAGUAUAUUAAUCUCUUCUGUGGCUUCGCAUCACGCAAACGGCCUAGCCAAAUCUUCUACCACCGCCUCUAGCUUUGCUAACAGCAAGCCUGGCUCUGCUAAGAAGUUAGUGAUCAAGAACUUUAAAGAUAAGCCUAAAUUACCAGAAAACUACACAGAUGAAACAUGGCAGAAACUGAAAGAAGCGGUGGAAGCUAUCCAGAAUAGUACUUCCAUAAAAUACAAUUUAGAAGAACUCUAUCAGGCUGUAGAAAAUCUCUGUUCAUACAAGAUUUCUGCAAACUUGUACAAACAGCUGAGACAGAUUUGUGAAGAUCACAUCAAAGCACAAAUUCACCAGUUCAGAGAGGAUUCAUUGGAUAGUGUUCUUUUUCUAAAGAAGAUUGAUCGAUGCUGGCAAAACCAUUGCAGACAAAUGAUCAUGAUCAGGAGCAUUUUUUUGUUUCUGGAUAGAACUUACGUUCUUCAGAAUUCAAUGCUACCCUCCAUUUGGGACAUGGGACUGGAGUUAUUUAGGGCUCAUAUUAUAAGUGAUCAGAAAGUCCAGAAUAAGACAAUUGAUGGCAUUCUUCUCUUGAUUGAGAGGGAAAGAAAUGGUGAAGCAAUUGAUAGAAGUUUACUCCGAAGCCUUUUAAGCAUGCUUUCUGAUUUGCAAAUUUAUCAAGAUUCUUUUGAACAACGAUUUUUGGAAGAAACUAACCGGCUUUAUGCAGCUGAAGGCCAAAAAUUAAUGCAGGAAAGAGAGGUUCCUGAAUAUCUUCAUCAUGUUAACAAACGUCUAGAAGAAGAAGCAGACAGACUUAUUACUUACUUAGAUCAGACCACCCAGAAGUCAUUAAUUGCUACUGUAGAAAAACAGCUUCUAGGUGAACACUUAACAGCAAUUCUUCAGAAAGGUUUAAAUAACCUCCUUGAUGAAAACCGAAUUCAAGAUUUAUCUCUCCUGUAUCAGCUCUUCAGUAGAGUUCGAGGUGGAGUUCAGGUUCUCUUGCAGCAGUGGAUUGAGUACAUUAAGGCAUUUGGCAGCACUAUUGUAAUUAAUCCUGAAAAAGAUAAAACCAUGGUUCAAGAACUGCUGGAUUUUAAAGAUAAGGUUGACCAUAUAAUUGAUAUCUGUUUUCUGAAGAAUGAAAAAUUUAUCAACGCCAUGAAAGAAGCAUUUGAAACAUUCAUUAACAAAAGACCAAACAAACCUGCUGAACUUAUAGCUAAGUAUGUAGAUUCAAAGCUUCGUGCGGGCAACAAAGAAGCUACAGAUGAAGAACUUGAAAAAAUGUUGGAUAAAAUCAUGAUCAUAUUUAGAUUUAUCUAUGGUAAGGAUGUUUUUGAGGCCUUCUAUAAGAAAGAUUUAGCCAAGCGCCUGUUAGUGGGGAAGAGUGCAUCUGUAGAUGCUGAAAAAUCAAUGCUGUCCAAACUUAAACACGAAUGUGGAGCUGCUUUCACCAGCAAACUUGAAGGAAUGUUUAAAGACAUGGAACUUUCUAAAGACAUCAUGAUUCAGUUCAAACAGGUAAAAUAUAUGCAGAACCAGAAUGUACCAGGGAAUAUUGAAUUAACUGUGAAUAUUCUGACUAUGGGUUAUUGGCCAACAUAUGUGCCCAUGGAAGUCCAUUUACCACCGGAGAUGGUAAAACUUCAGGAGAUUUUCAAGACAUUUUACCUAGGCAAACAUAGUGGCAGGAAACUUCAAUGGCAGUCAACUCUAGGACACUGUGUGCUAAAGGCAGAAUUUAAAGAGGGUAAAAAAGAACUCCAGGUCUCUCUUUUUCAAACACUGGUGCUGCUAAUGUUUAAUGAGGGAGAGGAGUUCAGUUUAGAAGAGAUCAAGCAGGCUACUGGAAUAGAGGAUGGAGAGUUAAGGAGAACGCUGCAGUCAUUGGCCUGUGGCAAAGCUAGAGUGCUGGCAAAAAAUCCAAAGGGCAAAGAUAUUGAAGAUGGUGACAAGUUCAUUUGUAAUGAUGAUUUCAAACACAAACUUUUUAGGAUAAAGAUCAAUCAAAUCCAGAUGAAAGAAACGGUUGAGGAACAAGCAAGUACUACGGAAAGAGUAUUUCAGGACAGACAAUAUCAAAUUGAUGCUGCAAUUGUUCGAAUUAUGAAGAUGAGAAAGACCCUUAGCCACAAUCUCCUUGUUUCAGAAGUGUACAACCAGUUGAAAUUUCCAGUAAAGCCUGCUGAUCUUAAGAAGAGAAUAGAAUCCCUAAUUGACCGGGACUACAUGGAAAGAGAUAAAGAAAAUCCAAACCAGUACAACUACAUUGCAUAAAAUGUUGGCCUCUGAGUGUCUGGUGUCAUACACAGUAGCCAGUGAUUAAACUAACCUGUUGAUCUAUAUUAUUUGACUUUUUAUACUUCUGAUGACCAAAUUAAACAGUGUAAUGGAAAUAGUUGAGUGGACUUUUUCAGUGGUUAACAUGCCCAUUUAAAGAGUAAUACUUACCUUUGAAGAAUGUUGUUGAACUCUUUGCAUGUUAUUUAGUAUGAUGUGCAGAAAACUCUUUAAGGAAGUACCUGGUCUUCAUGAUUCCUCUUUGGAACUGGGGAAGAAGUCCCUAUGGCUGUUUAAAAAGAGGGGGAUUCUUAUACACCGUUAAUUAUGAAGCAAAAGGUUUAUUUGCUUAAAAUGUCAUUUAAAUAUACUUAAACUGCAUGCAAACUUUAUUUACUGUACAGAGUUCUGGAUGUAUUUAUCAAAUAGAAAAACCACCCUGAACUUGGUUGUUCACCCAUUUUGUGAUUUCUCUUGAAAAGAAGUUGUCAUAGCUAUUGAUAUUUUACUAAGUAAUGUUCUGUUACACUAAAAGAGAUGUUUUUUAAAAACUCAUUUGGAAACAAGUUUUCAAGUAGGACAGUUGCUUACAUAAUCUCUUACAUGUACACAUCCUAAGAUGUUCCACUUACAGCUAUGGGAUGUGUGUAUAUGGCUUAGCCCUGAGUUUACUGUGCUGAUUAACAGGUACUUAUAAAAAUAGCUAAAAUAGAAAAUUGUUGAUCAGCUGUACUAGAAGAACAUGGUAGGAGAGAGAAAUACAACUCUUUUUUCAUAUUAAAAAUGAAUAUAAUAUGAACAUUGCAAAAGAGACCAAAACGCACAUGUUGUGUAAAUUUUUACAGGAACAAAAAUUCAAAUAGUCUUUGGCUUACUUUAGACUUUAAUGUUGUUUGGACAGUUUUCUCUUUAUCUUGGACCAAUUAUAGACUGUUACAGGCUUUCUAGGAUUUAGCAUUUCUCUUUUCUCUAACAAAGUUUUUUUUUGAAACAUACCAGCUCUCUUUUUUGUUGGUAAAUAAGCCUCCCUUAUAGGAUGUCCUUCCUGUGUCUUCUUCAAACCCUGGGUAUAAAGGUCUUCCCCACAUACCCUCUUUGGAAAUUUCAAAUUCUGUAUUGUGCUGAUCUUAUUCCUUUCAAAAUCACUUGAAGAUAAAGAGUUCUCAUAGCCAUUGAACACCUGCUUUGCAGGGGGAUGUCCUAGGAUUGUUCAUACAUAGAAAAUAGCGAAAGUAUUGUCAUUCAGACUGAUAAUGUGAGUAAAAUGCUUUUCCUUGCCAUCAGUGGCUUUUUGAUUUUGGGGCUUUGUUUUCUUUUUUUCUUCUUUGUUUUUCCAUGAAGCUUUGAAGGUAAUUGAUCUUGGAGGGAAAGCAGAAAAUUUUGUUUUGAAUUUUAAUGUUUUUUUAUGACAGUAUGUUUCCUUGACUAUUUGGAACCAUUAGGAAGAAUACCUAGGUCUUAACCAUCAACCAGGUAGACUGGGGCUCUUGUAUCUGCUAUUGGUUGUUGGUUGUUUUCUUAUGUUCUGAAAGAUCUGUGACUAGCUAUUUUAAAAAGUUGCCUGUUUCUCUCUAAUUACAUCUACUUGCACAGUGUUGUCUAAUAAUAUGUGGUAUUUAGAAUGCCUUCCUAAUUCUUUUUGAGGAGCUAUUGCCUUUAUUUUCUCAGCUCUUCCCUGGUUUCUUUACAUGAAUCCAUCUGACCAGGAAAUGCAGCUAUUUUGUUUGCCCUCUUUCCAUACUGGACCAUCUACAUCAGUGUUCUCUCAUCCCUGAUGGUCUCUGAGAUAUGUAGACUCUUCCACAAGGCUUGAUAGUUACUCUUAAGGAAUUUUUAGGUAGAAGUGGUCCUCUUAGGAGGAGACUCUUGGUGUCACCUUUGUUAUCUUGAAAGCUGGUCCCUUCCCUGAGGCUCUUAAUUUUUUGAAAAUUUGAUGCUGUUCAGCUGAGAAAUUGGCAAGACUAUUAAAAAAACAAGUUGAGGGGAGCUGUUUAAGAAAUUGAAAAGUAAUUGCAAACAACAUUGGGUAAUUGUGACUUUCAGUUGUUCUGUAUAAGUUGAAUUUUUGUGCUCCUUUCACUGUGUAUGUGGUGGUUCUAUUUUUCUCCAAUAAAAACUUUUAUUUAAAAAUU